This is a messenger RNA of Biomphalaria glabrata, 5760 nucleotides long. Its product is annotated as extracellular matrix protein A-like. The transcript is spliced from 16 exons. NCBI's taxonomy places the organism in Eukaryota, Metazoa, Mollusca, Gastropoda, Planorbidae. Gene Ontology annotation, cellular component: cytoplasm. Gene Ontology annotation, biological process: mitotic spindle organization; cell population proliferation. The coding region runs from base 167 to 5497 and encodes 1776 amino acids. The record is from RefSeq and is a predicted model, not a curated record.
AAAAUAUAGACUAUAAGAUCUCAAUAGAGAAGAAGUAGAAUCUAAUCUAGAAUCUAGAUAUAGACUAGGUCGUAGGUCUAGAACUAGCUAACUCUUAAAGAUCUAGACUGAUAUUGAUAAGAUCUAUUUACUCUAUAGAUCUAGAAUACCCAGGCCUAGAGCAGCUAUGGAUGUUAAUGAUGAAAAUGCUCCUCCAGAAGUGCAAGUCAAGCACCAUUCUUCUAGUUCUAGUAACGCAAAUCGAUCGUCACCAUUGAAGCUGCUAAAUGAUGCUAAAAGAUUGUCAAGUCAGCAAAAACAGAAAUUUUCCCCUGAGAAAGUAACUCCAGUUUCUUCACCCUAUAUGUUUAUCCGCGAACUUGAUUCAGCAGAAAGGUGGAUUGAACGAACAAGUGUCGUGACAAAAAAAGACCAUGUUGACAAUCUUGAAAAUGCCAAAAUUAUUUUACAAGAGCUUGUUGGAAAGCUUCCUGUAGAAUCUUUUGAAAAUGACUGGAUCCAUGAAGCUGUAUCUGAUAAUGUCACAAAAGCUGAACAAAGAAAUAAUUUGCCAGUUAAGCCAAAGACUUCAUCUGAAAUAGAUGAGUUAGCUUGCUUGUUGAAUGGACUAGAAAUAUCUCCCGAUUUGUCUUUGGUUUCUGAAUCACUCAGUGCUACCAUGCUGGAUCAUUUCCUUGUGGGCAGUGAAACUGAAGAGUUGAAGAGUGUGGUUCAAACCACUAUUGAUAAAGAAAAAUAUACAAAUCUACAUGCUCAGGUUGCUGAAUCACAUGAUUUGGCUAAAACCUCUUUUGAAAAGGACAAGGAUGGUGAUGAGUUGUUUAAACUUCCUACACACACUACUGAUUCACCAGUAUUGGAGGAAUGGACAGCACUAGAAGAAAAGUUUGAUCCUUUAAAACCAUAUAAUGAGAUUGCCAAUUCACCUGUUGUACCUAAACCUGCAAUUAAAGAAGAUUUAGUUGAUACUUUAAAACUAUGUGUUCAAAAGUGUGGAAUUGAAGAAAACAUUGAUAAUCCUUUUGAAACUCAAAUGCAGAUUGUCAAUUCACCAGUUUUAUCUAAACCUACUAUUGAAGAUGACAUAGUUGACCCUUUUAAACCUCGUACGCAGGUGGCUAAUUCACCCAUUUUGACACAGCCUAUUGAAGUAGACAAAGAUGAUCUUUUUAGACCUAGUGAACAGAUUACUAAUUCACCUGUUGUAUCUAAACCAAAAAAUGAAGUUGACACAAUUGAUCCUUUUAAACUUAGUAUGCAGAUGGCUAAUUCACCUAUUUUGUCACGAGCUAUUGAAGAAGUGAAAGAUAAUUUUAAACCCUUUGAACAGAUUGUCUAUUCACCUAAACCUACCAUUGAAGAGGACACAAUUGAUCCUUUUAAACCUCAUAUGCAGAUGGUUAAUUCACCUGUUUUGGGACAACCUUUGGAGGCAGGCAAAAGGGAUCAUUUGAAACCUCAAGAACCUGUUACCAAUUCACCUGUUAUUGAUGAUACAAUUGAACCUUUUAAACCUCAUAUGCAGAUGGCUAAUUCACCUGUUUUGGGACAACCUUUGGAGGCAGGCAAAAGGGAUCAUUUGAAACCUCAAGAACCUGUUACCAAUUCACCUGUUAUUCCUAAACCUUCCAUUGAUGAUACAAUUGAUCCUUUUAAACCUCAGAUGCAGAUGGCUAAUUCACCUAUUGGGGCAGGCAAAAGGGAUCUUUUGAAAUCAUGUGAACCUAUUGCACAUUCACCUGUUGUUCCCAAACCUACCAUUGAAGAGGACACAAUUGAUCCUUUUAAACCUCAUAUGCAGAUGGUUAAUUCACCUGUUUUUGGACAACCUUUGGAGGCAGGCAAAAGGGAUCAUUUGAAACCUCAAGAACCUGUUACCAAUUCACCUGUUAUUCCUAAACCUUCCAUUGAUGAUACAAUUGAUCCUUUUAAACCUCAGAUGCAGAUGGCUAAUUCACCUAUUGGGGCAGGCAAAAGGGAUCUUUUGAAAUCAUGUGAACCUAUUGCACAUUCACCUGUUGUUCCCAAACCUACCAUUGAAGAGGACACAAUUGAUCCUUUUAAACCUCAUAUGCAGAUGGUUAAUUCACCUGUUUUUGGACAACCUUUGGAGGCAGGCAAAAGGGAUCAUUUGAAACCUCAAGAACCUGUUACCAAUUCACCUGUUAUUCCUAAACCUUCCAUUGAUGAUACAAUUGAUCCUUUUAAACCUCAGAUGCAGAUGGCUAAUUCACCUAUUGGGGCAGGCAAAAGGGAUCUUUUGAAAUCGUGUGAACCUAUUGCACAUUCACCUGUUGUUCCCAAACCUACCAUUGAAGAGGACACAAUUGAUCCUUUUAAACCUCAUAUGCAGAUGGUUAAUUCACCUGUUUUGGGACAACCUUUAGAAGCAGGCAAAAGGGAUCUUUUGAAACCUCAAGAACCUGUUACCAAUUCACCUGUUAUUCCUAAACCUACCAUUGAUGAUACAAUUGAUCCUUUUAAACCUCAGAUGCAGAUGGCUAAUUCACCUAUUGAAGCAGGCAAAAGGGAUCUUUUGAAAUCAUGUGAACCUACCAUUGAAGACAACACAAUUGAUCCUUUUAAACCUCAUAUGCAGAUGGUUAAUUCACCUGUUUUGGGACAACCUUUAGAAGCAGGCAAAAGGGAUCUUUUGAAACCUCAAGAACCUGUUACCAAUUCACCUGUUAUUCCUAAACCUACCAUUGAUGACACAAUUGAUCCUUUUAAACCUCAGAUGCAGAUGGCUAAUUCACCUAUUGAGGUAGGCAAAAGGGAUCUUUUGAAAUCAUGUGAACCUAUUGCAUAUUCACCUGUUGUUCCCAAACCUACCACUGAAGAGGACACAAUUGAUCCUUUUAAACCUCGUAUGCAGAUGGUUAAUUCACCUGUUUUGGGACAACCUUUUGAAGCAGGCAAAAUGGGUCUUUUGAAAUCAUGUGAAUCUAUUGUCAAUUCCCCUGUUGGUCCAAAGUCUACCAUUGAAGAUGCCACUAUUGAUCCUUUUAAACCUCGAAUUCAGAUGGCUAAUUCACCUGUUUUGGCUCAACCUACAGAAGACAAAGGGUAUCUUUCGAAACCUCAAGAACCUAUUACCAAUUCAUCUCUUGUUCCUAAGCCUAUUCUUGAAGAUGAUACUAUUGAUCCUUUUAAACCUUGUAAGCAGAUGGCUAAUUCCCCUGAAAUAGAUAAACCAGCUCUAGUAGAAAAUGAUCCCUUUAAACCACAUAUUCAGAUGACUAAUUCUCUUAUUAGUAAACUUAAAACUGAGGACAGCAGAAAUGAAUUAGUACUAAAUCACUCCCAACCCAGUUUUCAGUCAAAUUCUCCAAUUAAUACCAAUUCUUUAACUGUUCAGUCCAAAGAAAAAAAUGACCAUGACCUUUUGAGCUCUUCUGUUAGAAUGGGCAGUGGUGACAUUGUUGACAAUUUGCCUGUCAAAGGUCAGUCUGAUAGUGUGUCAACUAGUGAACUGUGUCUAGCAGACCAGACUUGUAAAUCCACUUCUGAGUGUGUUGUCCAAACAAACAUGGGUUGUUGUGAUACAACAUUGAGGAAGCACAGUUCUGAUGACAAAAUCUCCACUGGCAGUCAGUUUUGUAAUACUACUGAUACACAGAAACUGGAGUGUGUAGCCACUGACUCUUUGAGCCAGUGUACACUGGAUGGAAGUUUUUAUAGUGCACUUGCUAAGGAUCACACUGCUGAUGCACAUACAAAGGGCUCUCUCUAUGACAGUGUUUGCCUUGAAGGAAAACAACUUAAUGGCUGUUUUAACAAUCAACACUUUGAUGAUGGGAAGAUAAACUCAUUGAAUACAAUUGAACAUGUUAAGGAUAGUUUGCAAUCACCCUUCAGUGUACAUAAUGAGGAUCCAUUAAUAAAAAAAUUGCAAAUAACUGAUUCUCCUUUGACGAUAAAAGAUACGACCACUCAGAAUGUUUCUUUGACAUCAGAGUUCACAGGUAGCCAAAAUGAUUCUGUGUGUCAUUCUGGUACAGUUGAAAAAAUCAAUCAGGUAUCCCCUUCUGUUAUUGAAUCUUAUGUGAAAUCAAAGAAUGGUACAGACAACUCUAAGUUGGACUGUGCUGCUCUUGUGUCUUCAUAUGAUUUAUGUGCCAAACCAAAAGACAUUUCAACAGACUUUCUUAUAAGUUCUACUGUAUCCACCAAGCAAGACAAUUCAAUUGUCUCAUGCAACACUGUCGUAGCCUCAGACAAAAUAGUUGCACUGUCUCCUCAAAAAGAUGAACUUAAAGCUAACAAAAAUACUUUCAUCCAUCCAGCUGUAAGCGAAGAUUUUGGAGAACAUGAACAGUUUGUUCCUGCAACAGAUGCUUUGUUUGAUCCAAAGUUUUUUGAUAUGCUUGAACAGGCAUCUAAUUCCAAGGAAGGCAUUUCAAGAAGAGGUUCUGUUCUAAUGAAGUUUGACCCUUUGAUGAAAAGUGAUCCAGUACAAGACAAGAUUGACAUUGUUCAAAAUAAUGUACAGAAACCUGGACAUACUUCAGACAUAUUUAGCACAUCCAAAAAUCUUGGCGUGAGUUUUAUGGAUGAAAGCGCAUGCCUAUUUGGAACCCCUCCCCGUGUGGCUCGCAGACGUACACUGACUCGUAACAUACACAACAACAGGGUGCAACCAAUCUUUGAAGAGGCUGCUCCAAAUCAAAUUGACAUGAUUCUGGCUCUGGAUAAUGAGCUAGAUGACCUUGACACAGUAAUGCAUGAUAACUUGCUUACUACUAAAACAGAAGGAGCUAAACUUGUUGACAUUGGAGAGAUUCCAAAGUAUACAGAAAGUGAAAUGCAACAAAUUCGAGCUCAAUUAGCUUUGCAUUUUCAAGAUCUCAUGUUAAAGAAGGACAAGGAGUUUCAGGAGAAAUUAAAACAGCAAGAGGAUCUUCUGAAUGAAGAGAAAAAUAAAGCCAAAGUGGCAUAUGAUGCUUUAAAAAAGAAAAACAAAGUUUUACAGGGAAAGCUGCGAAGUUUCGAUGAGUUAAUGAAAGAAUACACUGACAUCAUUACACAGAUCACAACUGAAAAAGAAAAGAUUGUGUCUGAACAAGAGAAACAAGCCAUUGAACUGGUAGAGCUUCAGAAAUCUAAUGGUCAGAUUCUGGAAGAUAACAAAGCCUUGGAGAAGUCUUUUGCUGACUUGUAUCAUCGCUAUGAAAAGUUGAAAGAGACUCUAGACAAGGCUGCAGAGAAUGAAAAGAUUCUCAAGAAAGCUGCUGAGACAGCACAAGAAAAGUACAAGUCAGUCAAGGAAACCAAUAAGAAACUGAAAACAAUGGCGGAAGAAAAAAUAGCAGAAGCUGAAGACAAAUUUGAAAAACUGUCAAGUUCUUCCAAAGCAGAAAUAACAAGGCUAGAGGCGUCUUUAAAAAAGAAUAGUGCACAAAUUCAAACUCUAGAAUCUAUCCUGGAGAGAAAGACUCAAGAAAAUAAAGAGCUGACAGAACUUUGUGAUUCUUUGAUCAGUAAAGUCUCCCAGUAGUCCUUGACUGGUGCUUACUUUGUCACUUCUGUUGAAGCACUAGAAUGUACAUUGAACCUGUUAAAACACACUUAUAUUUAUAAACACAUUUAUAUUUCCAAGACUUUCUUUCAAUAUUUACUUUUCUAUUCUAUCAUCUGCCUUAUUCUAUCUCAGAGUCCAUCUGCUCACUGACUCUUGUCACUUCCUUGUUGUUACUCAAGUAAUUUGUUUGUGUAAAUUUUAUCUUCAUACUUUAUUAAAGACAGGAUCAAAACACUGAA